UGCUGGGGAGUAAUUAAUUAAUAUCGUUGAUGGAAAAUUACGUUUGAUUUCCUUUGUCGUUUGGUCAUUGGUCUGUAAUUUUUACAAUAUCUUGGUCGACGGGGUGGGAGUUAAGAUUAUUAAAAUAGAGUAGUGGACUUCAUAAGUCCAUUCAUUUGAACUUGAAACUUCGAGGUUUAUAAUUCAUCAUCGUGCCUUGUUAAGAACUAAAAGUCAACUAUGAACUACUGUGUUAAAUGGUAGUGAAAAACUAUAUCGGUUUUAUCUGUAAAAGAAUAAUUCUAAAACGACGCAAUUUAUUAUCAAAUCAAAGGAUUCAAACUCGUUUAGUAAGAAAGUUUAUUGUUGGAAAAAAUUUUUAAAUCAUAAUCGAAAAUUAUUUUAAUUAAAAUUUAAACAUGAAUAUCAUUAUGAACGAUUUUCAAGUAAAAAAAAAUGAAAAUGGCGAAUAUUGUUUAAAAAGUGUUUGUGACUACACUAAUCUAUCGUACAAGUUUUUCCACCGGAAAUUUAACAAAGAAUAUAUUACGAGGGAUGAAUUAGAUUCUUUUCUUCAAAAAAAUAAAAAAUAUCCUGAAGUAGACGAUUUUAACAAUAAAUUAUAUUUAUUUGAAGAACAUAAAUGGAUUGAAAAAGUUGCUUCUAUAAUAAAAAAUAAUAAUUUUAAUUUAGCAAUUGAUGCAUUAUUCAUAUUUCUAUGGACUGCUUUGGAAAAUCCAAUCGGUGUAUGCAUUAUUCCUUUCGUACUGAGGUUCAUGGGAUUUGGUGGUAUAAAUUCUCAAUUCAAUUAUGACAAGCAAUUAGCAGAGUUUGUUACAUUUUUAAAAAUUAAUGAAAUAAACUAUAAACUGAAAAAAGUGCCACUAAAUAAGUUUGGAAUAAACGUAUCAUCUCUAAUUUUUUUAACCAUUGAUAAUUUUAAAAAUUGUAUUAUGUUGUUAAACAAUUGCAAGGCAAAAGAAGUCAAAAAGUAUUACAUUGAAUUUGAAAGAACAUUCAAUUGCUAUAAAAAUUAUACUGCUAAGUUAGAAAAACAAGAGCUACUAAAUAAAAAUGAACAAUUGUUAAAACAAAAUCAGGAAUCGAUAAAAAAAUUAAAUGAAAAAGAAACUAAAGUGAAUGAUCUUAUUCGUAUGACUAGUGGUAUUGACAACGUUAUAAACAAUAUUAAAAUGAGAAAUAAAGAUGGCUAUAUUUAUAUUGCGACAACGAAACGAUACGCUGAAGAGAAUCUAUUUAAAAUUGGAUUUUCCGAUAACUUAAAAGCGCGUUUAACAGCACUGAAUACUGGAAAAAUUUCUGCAGAGCGUUUUUAUUAUUCUUAUUAUAAAAAAGCUUUUAAUGUUAGAAAAGUUGAAAAAAUGAUUCAUGACGUCCUAGAGGACUUUAGGGAUUCUUCUAAAAAUGAAUUUUUCAAAUUACAUUAUACUUUUUUAUCCGAAAUAGUUAACCUUGUUAUUAAGAAUAUAAAUGAACCAUAUGAAUAUGUCAAUGACAUUAUUAAACAUAGAUUGAAAGAAGUAUAUGAACUACGUGUUAUUGUACCACCAGAAAUGCCAGUAGUAGAAAAUAAUGGAUUAUCAGAAUUAAAUUUUGUAAAUGCUUUUAUUAAACUAAUUGGUCUUUAUGGAGCCAACCAAGUUUCCAAAAUAAAGAGGACGGAAUUAUUAUCAGCUUUACAGAAAGAAUUGCAAUCUGAAUUUAAGAAAAUGGAAGUUUGGAAAAUAUUUAAAACUCAAUUUAAAUGGAAGUCAAGUGAUAUACCAAUCUGUUAUGGGGAUUACCAAAUAACAGUUGUUUAUUAAUUACUUAUAAAAAAAAAAAAUUAUUUACUUAUCAAAUUAUUGAGAUUAAUAAACCGUUGAUUUUUAUGUUUCACA
Molecule: messenger RNA, 1880 nt
Organism: Microplitis mediator
Lineage: Eukaryota; Metazoa; Arthropoda; Insecta; Hymenoptera; Braconidae
Exons: 2
Coding region: 399-1805 (468 amino acids)
Source: RefSeq, a predicted model, not a curated record